This is a messenger RNA of Candidula unifasciata, 1572 nucleotides long. The record is from the annotation of a GenBank genome assembly. NCBI's taxonomy places the organism in Eukaryota, Metazoa, Mollusca, Gastropoda, Stylommatophora, Geomitridae.
AUGACCCCUCUGGAUGAAAUCAUGAGCCAAUCCGAGGUUAUUACUUCAAGUAUAUUGAAAGAGGAAACACAGCUGUUUCAACCAACUUCUACAACUUCAGUUAUACAGGUGACCAGAUGGGAGAAUGUAGAUAUAACACCUCAACUCCGGGUAUCUGACAUUACAACUGUAAACACAACACCUUUACUUCAACCAUCUGGUCUAGAGGUUGCAACUUCAGCCAAUCAUGAAAACAGUCUCAGCCAGGGGCAACAACAAGAACUGAUUUCUUCUACAACUUCGGAUCACUCCCACACGCCAGAAAUUUCACAAAGAAGCCCAACUUUAACAUCCAAUGUUGAGAGUUCUGUGUUGUACACAAGGCCUGACACUCAGAUGCCAGCAAACAGCGCUUCUUCUGAAGCAUCAUCCACAUCCGGCAGUUAUGCCUCAGCACAUACUCCCAGCACAGCAGCACAUUCCAACAGCAUUCUCUCAACCACCAACAUCAGCUCACAGAUACCCAGCAGCAUCACAUCAACAUUCACAGUCAUCCCCACCAGUGACAUCAAAAUCAUACCAGCCCUAAAUAGUUUAACAAACGCCUCAGAAGAUCUGAACCAGCAAAAACAAUCCCAUGAGAUUAGCACUUCAGAGCCACCACCACUGACAUCAUCAAGCACAUUUGCCUUGAGAACGACACUACCUGUGACUCAUUUAGCUCUGUCCACCAGCAACCCUCCAACCGUCACAUCAGCUCUUAACAAUGCUCCCACAACCAUCACACCAUGUCCAAUAGCAACGACCCUAGAACUGUCAACAACAGACAGCCUCACGCAGACCAGAACCCCACAGCUACCCACUUGGUCAGCCUCAAGGACGGAAUCUUUAUCAAGCAUUCGAGGAAGUGAGUUUGUGAACGAAGAAGUAUACACUGGCAUCACUUCAGUGACCGGAAAUACCGCAGUCCCUGUCAUUACAUGGGCAGUUCCUGACAUGACAAUGGCAGUUCCUGACACGACACAGAUAGCUCCUUCCCCAACACAGACAGUUUGUGACUCAAAACAAGCACUAUCUGAUGACUCAAACGGCACUGACUCUAACAGCCACAGUAAAGGUGAUUCAAGAAAACCUGCAGCGAAGCCCGAUAACCGACUACCAACCUUCUCCAGCUCUACAGACAUGAAACUGAGAGCGAUCAUUAUUACAGUUUCCACAACACUUUUGGCUCUAAUUAUCGGUCUUUUCAUCGCAAUUAUCAUCAUAAAAUACCGCAAAAAACACAAGCACGUCUCUUUUGAUGACAAAACAACAAACAUCACAGAUGUUCAGACAGAAACAUCAGACACCGUGUUUAUUAUCAGUCACAUGGAAGGAGGUCACAACUUGAACUCUGACACGGCUUGGGAUGGUAAAACAAGUACUUCUUCCCCAAAAGACACAUCAAAGGUAGAGAACGGCAGCAAACUGACAAAGAAAAGCUUAAAGUUCAGCAGACAAUCUGUCUCUGCGGUUAUUUCCAAGACUAAGUUUGACUGCAUCAAAGGUCAAACAGAGGAUGAUUCAGAACUACUUAUGUAUUCUUGGACAUGA